CACAUACCUACAAAAUCCUAAUUCGAAACGUAAAAAAUUGGCAAUAUGCUUAACAAUCUAAAAUUCAAAAUCAUAUUGAUGUCAUAUGUUUUUCCUUCGGAAGUUAACUGUAAGAACCGUAACUGUACUUCUCUUAUAUCAGAUAAAAGUCCACGAGGUUAUCCGGUGUACAAAUUAAUAUACAGAUGCUGUCUUAACUACCAUUUACUAAAUGGAAAAUGUGAAGAAUGUCCACCAGGAACGUACGGGUCACAUGGGAUGUGCGAUAAACCGUGUCCAGAGAACAGUUAUGGGAGAUUUUGUUCCCUGACAUGUCAAUGCGAAAAGAAUGAAAGAUGUCAUGCUGUUCAUGGUUGCACGUGUACAAGCAAUUCCACUUGCAGAAAUAUUCAUUUAAGUACAGAAGAACAGAUGAAUGUGGCGGAUUUUAAUUUCACCAGUACUACUGCCUGUAAGAACACUCAAAUAGAUAUGUGA
Molecule: messenger RNA, 477 nt
Organism: Mytilus trossulus (common blue mussel)
Lineage: Eukaryota; Metazoa; Mollusca; Bivalvia; Mytilida; Mytilidae
Product: multiple epidermal growth factor-like domains protein 10
Exons: 5
Coding region: 46-477 (143 amino acids)
Source: RefSeq, a predicted model, not a curated record